Molecule: messenger RNA, 2455 nt
Organism: Gaeumannomyces tritici R3-111a-1
Lineage: Eukaryota; Fungi; Ascomycota; Sordariomycetes; Magnaporthales; Magnaporthaceae
Exons: 3
Coding region: 174-2303 (709 amino acids)
Biological process (GO): triglyceride catabolic process
Molecular function (GO): triacylglycerol lipase activity
Source: RefSeq, a predicted model, not a curated record
GCGGGCGAAAGGUGUUUGGUCGCAGCAGCAAACCUAGGGGUCCCGGCCAGGCGAUCAACUCGCACGAGAAUCCACUUGAUUUCUGCUUUGACAGCUUAACCGUCGCCCGCCCAUCCCAAAAUCGUUUCUCUUCAUCAUCGGCCCUCUGCGCAUCACACCUGGAUAUACCCAAGAUGAGCUCGCGAGGAACAGGCGCUCGUUGCGUCGCUGCUCUCGGCCUUGCAGCCACUGCCUUGGCUCUCUCUGCCACGGAAGAUGUGUCGAUUAACCCGGCUCGGCUGAUUGCCGCCAGGGCAGGCAAGGACCCGACCGACUUUUCGUGGGUCAAGAACUGGGCCGCGAUAGGAGACAGCUUCACAGCCGGCAUUGGCUCGGGACACCAGAUGGGGAACGAAAUCAGGACAGACGAUGACUGGAGGUGUUCGAGAUAUGAUUACUCGUGGGCCAAGAUCGUGGACCACUCGCUCGGGUCCAGCGUCAAGAACUUCCAGUUCGAGGCCUGCAGUGGCGACAGGACAGGCGGCAUCUACGACCAGGUAAAUCAUCUGCGCAACGGCCUGGACGUCGUCAUGAUGACGGCAGGGGGAAACGACCUGUGCCUAGGGACCAUGAUCAAGACUUGCGUCAUCAUGCCCUGGGACGGCGAGGACGCGUGCCAGGCCAUUAUCGACAAGGCGCAGGAAAAUAUCCAGCGCAUCCUCAAAGGCAACAUCCGGCAGAUUUUGCAGAAGCUCAACGGUAAGAUCAGGAAGGACGGCGCUCUCGUCUACCAAGGCUACGCGCCCUUCUUUAACACGGACAACGAGGACUGCGCCGACCCUACAAAGCAGGACUGGGCCCUCAAGGGGUGGGGGUUGUGGGAGUUUUGGAAGUCGGGCAAAAACCCCCUAAGGCUCACCAUUGAGCGGCGUAAAAAGCUCAACGCGCUCGUCGACGGCAUCAAUAGGGCCAUUUCAGAGGUGGUCGAGGAGUUCGACAAGGACAAGCAGGUAGGCUACCGCGCCACCUUCUCCGAUUGGAGCAGCUGGCCCGGCAUCGUGGACGGCCAGUUCUGCUCCCCGAAAUCGAGCGGCUGGUACCCAGACCCGAACCAGCCGGAUCUGCUCUUCAUCAAAUUCAAUACGGCCGCCCGCGGAACACCGCCUCACGACGAAACCAAGCGGCGACGUCGAGAUCCCAGCAACGGUAGCAGCAGCAGCAGCAGCAGCAGCGGCGGCGGCGGCGGCGGCGGCGUCGCUAAAGACGUGAUGGACCUUGACAGCUCGGACCAUGAGUCGGACACCGCCGACGACAUAACGCGACAGCUCCAAAAGGACCAAGACCGGCUGCGGGGCCGCCUGACACGCAAGCACAUAUAUGACACCCUCCUCUGGAGGUCGGCCAACCCGCGCGCCGAGGUGCUGCACAAACUGGACCCGCGGACGCCCGCACCGCCGGGCUGCCCGGGCGACAACCUUCCCGGGGUGCCGCUGGGGCUCGGUCUGCCCGACUCGUUCCUGAGCAUCUUCCACCCCAACAGGCACGGCCACGAGGCCAUGGCCGCCUAUGCGCUGCAGAGCCUGGUCUACGUGCGCGCGCAGAUUCUCGGCGUCGACGACGGGCUCUGCGCGCAGGCGCGCGACGAUUUUACGUGCUGGCAGAAGGAGGGCCGCAAGGCCUUUGUCGACUGGACCCGGCUCGACGAAAACUACAAGGACUUUUGCAAUGACAUCAAGCCUCCCGAUAAUACAAUCAACUGGAAGUGGGAGAAGACGUACCACCAGGGCACGCCCGACGAACACACCUUUGUGUUGCAACUUUUCGACGGCGCCUCCAGCUUCGACAAGGGCAAGUGCCUUGAGAGCUUUGACCUCAUCAUCAACAGCUGCGACGGCGGCGACGACAAAAACCCGCUCAACUUCAAAUUCGGCGGCCGCUGGGUGCGAGGAAACUACAACUACCAGAUCAACCCCAAAAAGGACCGCAAUAUGAUUACCAAAAGGGACGGCACGUGCCGGGGCUGGUAUAAACUUCUCUUGACGUCAUACCGCAUCUACGGGCGCGGGUGGGCGUCGUACGAAUACGGCCAACAGACGCUGCUUAAGGCCAUGCGCGACUGCGGCUCCGCCGUCACGGGCUGGAAGUUCGACUAUUGCGACCACGGCUGCGCCAUCGACAACAACGACUACGAAUGGGUCGCCGAGUUCAACCUGCCCAUCUUCGGAGCCCUCGCCUGCAUGGGGAACAACUGGGUCCCGCGGCGGUCGGGCGCCGAGUGGUACACCGAAGGCAGUACAACUCUCGGCUGCGGCGGCGCGGUUUGAUUGGGGAAAGUAGGAUAUGGGACGUGACCGGGGCCAGAGCUCUCUCUGUUGAGCGAGGUGUGGCGGGCAUGAUUUGGACCGGCGAUGCUUCCCUAGCCCCUCUUUUCCCCGGGCGGACAAAAAUACCGCUCGAUCCAAAAUUUCUGCACAAC